GUAGGCGCGCGAGUGGGCGCGCCGGCACGACAAGCGCGCUCUUCAGUGUUCUGGUUGAGCUUCAAGCGAACGCGUGCGGGCGGAGUGUUAUCCGUCUUAUAGGUGCUUUUUAUCUGGCUAAUGAAUUAAACAUAUAGAACAAUUACAGGUGCAACGAUCUAGAGAUCCGUGUAAUUUAAACGUGGACAGUAACUGAGUGAACUCUUGGUUGGUGCCGUAUGCUCACGUUCCGGGAAGUUCGCAAGCGGACGGUGGCCCGACCAUGUUGAUAUCGGCGGGCAGUGGCCCCACGCCUGAAUUCUCCCCUGCCUCGUGCUGCGCACCCUGGAAGAUGGAACCGGCCCCCCCUGCGGCCGCAGCCAUCGGACAAACACUUAAUUUAUCACCUAAUGUGCCGGUGUCCCCAUCGUCGUCUGGGGGUGGCGGCGCGGGCGCGGGUGGCGGUACUCCCCUGUACCCAGGUGCGACGGCACAUCCUUUAUCAUCUCUGUUGUCACAGCAGAGGUUGUUGGAACUGUCAAGAUUCGGCCUCAGACACUAUGAUAUCGCUCAUCAUGUGCUGUCCCAGCAAGGUGCUGUUACCAAACUUCUUGGUACACUUCGACCGCCGGGUCUUAUUGGUGGGAGCAAGCCCAAGGUAGCAACUCCAGCCGUUGUAUCCAAGAUAGAGCAGUACAAAAGAGAAAAUCCAACCAUUUUCGCAUGGGAGAUCCGAGAGCGACUCAUCUCUGAAGGUGUAUGCACGAAUGCAACAGCGCCAAGUGUAUCGUCAAUUAACCGGAUACUAAGGAACCGUGCUGCUGAGCGAGCUGCAGCCGAGUUUGCUAGGGCCGCUGGCUAUGGUCUCUAUGCUGCUCCACCUCCAUAUGGGGCGUUUCCCUGGGCUGGUGGUGGUGGUGUAUGGCCACCUGGGACAUUACCACUGCCUCCAGGAGUUCCGGCACCUACAACAGGAGUCCCACAUCCUGAUGCAGUCCAGCAAGGAUUCUUAUCCGCCGGUAGAGGUUUAAUCGAUGUCGACGGCGAUGACUCUGGGUCAUUGGAUGGAGAACAACCAAAGUUUAGACGGAAUCGCACUACCUUUAGUCCUGACCAACUCGAAGAAUUAGAGAAAGAAUUCGAAAAAUCUCAUUACCCAUGUGUGUCCACUCGAGAGCGGCUUGCCUCCAAAACCUCGUUAUCGGAAGCGCGCGUUCAGGUUUGGUUUUCCAACAGACGAGCCAAGUGGAGACGCCACCAGCGCAUGAAUCUCCUGAAGCGCGGUGGCGGCUCGCCCCCGCACCGCCUCCCUCAUUCUCCCUCCCGCUCCCGUUCGCGUUCUUUGUCCCCAGCGCGCGUCCCUUAUCACACUCCUCAGAUGGGCGGCGAAAAUAGCGCUUUCAAGGCUCUUUCACAUCAAGACACGAACACACUAAAGGCCCUCUCACAGCAGGCACAGUUUGACAGUAAUGCGCUGAAAGCACUGUCUCAGCAGACAUUCGAUGGUGGCGCGUUUAAAACUCAUCCAGCUCUUGAGAACAGCGCGUUUAAAGCUUUAGUACCGCACUCGGCAGCGGCAGCGUUACUUGCUGCGCAGUCAAUACAGUUAGCUCGGGGAUAUGAGUCCCAUUCGGAUUCGGAUGAAGAAAUAAAUGUACACGACGAAAGCGAUGAUGGAGGUGAAAAGCAAAAAAAUAAUGACAGGUCGAGAUCUGUGAGCCCAAAUGCUGUACGGCAGAGGCCCGCGGUCAGCGACUUGCCUCUGCAGCUCACUAAACAUGACCGUUGAUAUAGAUUAAUUUACUUAUUUAUUUGCUUAAAGUAUUAUAAUAAUUACUAUCAUUCCUAUUGAAUGUCCAUGUUCCGAAUAAUUAUGUAAAUUUUAAUCCUAGAGUUAAUACUCCAGUUUGUUUGUAAAUUAAUGUAAAUACGUAGCUAGUUAAGUUGUUAAUUAAUGCAAAGAAGAUGAAUGGCUAAUAAAUUUAAUGAAGCACAAAAUAGUACUGAUUUAUUUAUUUUAUAUGACAAAAAUAUCCGAUAUUACAGGUAUUUUCCGUACCAUUAUGGCUACUUUAUUACAAUAUUUUCAUUCAUUUGUACAUAUAAUAUUAAUUGUUUAAAAUCACUAAUUUAUAUUAAUUAAUUCUACGGACUUUAGUUCAAUUUUGAAGAAUUUGUAAAAUACCAAAGUGUUAUGAUUUACAAAUACAAAAGCACGGUUUCAGGAAAUAAGAGUUCCUAACCCAUUUUAGUGACAUAAUAGUACAUAUCCAAUACAUAUUUUUGUUACAUUUGAAGUAAUCAUCUAUUUGGUAUU
Messenger RNA from Achroia grisella, 2296 nucleotides. Its product is annotated as paired box protein Pax-3-B-like. The transcript is spliced from 6 exons. Lineage: Eukaryota; Metazoa; Arthropoda; Insecta; Lepidoptera; Pyralidae. Gene Ontology annotation, molecular function: DNA-binding transcription factor activity, RNA polymerase II-specific; RNA polymerase II cis-regulatory region sequence-specific DNA binding. Gene Ontology annotation, biological process: regulation of transcription by RNA polymerase II; anatomical structure development. The record is from RefSeq and is a predicted model, not a curated record. The coding region runs from base 263 to 1768 and encodes 501 amino acids.